This is a messenger RNA of Drechmeria coniospora, 1395 nucleotides long. RefSeq names its product eukaryotic aspartyl protease. The coding region runs from base 1 to 1395 and encodes 464 amino acids. The transcript has 2 exons. Gene Ontology annotation, biological process: proteolysis. Lineage: Eukaryota; Fungi; Ascomycota; Sordariomycetes; Hypocreales; Ophiocordycipitaceae. The record is from RefSeq and is a predicted model, not a curated record. Gene Ontology annotation, molecular function: aspartic-type endopeptidase activity.
AUGCAGUCUCACAUUCUUGUCCCCAUCUUUGUCGUUGCUUUCCUAGCCGUCUUCACCGCCGCGUCAGGCAUCGAGAAACGGUCGUUUACGGUCCAUCGAGUGGGAAACCCCAACUUUUCUGGCCACAAUGGACCGAGAUCUCUGGCAAAAUCGUAUCGAAAGUUCGGUGCGCCUCUUCCCAAAGGCCUAGCCGGUGCCCUGGCUGCUCAGAACACGCGAAAGAGAACGCUCGACACCGCCCCAUUGGUCGAAAGGAGAGGAUUCGAAUAUAGGUGGAGUGGCCAGCGCAGCCGGCGAGCAUUCUCGGGAGCAUCCAACAACUGCCCCCAGGGAAGCGUUGCUGGAAAGAAAUGUUGGGCGGGAACGGCGCAAAGCUCGAUGGCUCGCCAACAGGCCAACAAAACCAGGCAAGUAGGCAGCGUCGAGGCUGUUCCGGAACAGAACGAUAUCGAGUUCCUCUCUCCCAUUUCCAUCGGCGGCCAAGCCGUGAACCUUGCCUUCGACACCGGUUCCUCGGAUCUCUGGGUCUUUAGCAAGCAACUAAAUCCUGCGGCCACUACCGGCCACAGAGUCUACGACCCUGCAAAGAGCCCAAGCUUCUCGAUGAUACAAGGCCAGAACUUUUCCAUCCGAUACGGCGACGGCUCUGCCGCCACGGGGGUUGUCGGGACCGAUGUCGUCAACGUAGGCGGCGCCGAGUUCCAGGCGCAGCCCAUAGAACUUGCCACGGCCGUCACGCGAACCUUUGUCGAAGAUCAGAACAACGACGGCCUCAUGGGCUUGGCCUUUUCCAACCUGAACACGGUGAAGCCCCAACGGCAAAAGACAUUCUUCGAAAACGUCAGGGCCACUCUCAGCGAGCCCCUUUUCACCGCCGAUCUUCGCAACAACUCCACCGGAGCCUACACGUUCGGCGUCAUCGACGCAAGCAAGUUCAACGGCAGCCUGACGUGGAUCCCCGUCAACACGACGAGAGGAUUCUGGCAGUUUUCCAGCGAGAGGUUUGCCGUCGGCGGCGAGCCGUCGCAGAAUGCCAGUUCAGGGGGGCAGGCCAUCGCCGACACGGGCACGACGCUGAUCCUCGCCGACCCAAACAUCGUGCAGGGGUACUAUUCGAGGGUCCCGGGGGCGAGAAACAGCGACAAGGCAGGCGGGGUGACGGUUCCGUGCAAUGCCAAGCUGCCAGACCUCGACCUCGACAUCGGCGGCCUCUACAUGGCCCGCGUUUCCGGCGCCAACAUCAACUUUGCGCCGGUCGGGAAUGGCUCUUGCUUUGGCGGCCUCCAGGCGUCGCCGCUUGGUACCAUGGGCAUAUACGGCGACAUCUUUUUCAAGUCGCAGUUUGUCGUGUUCAACGGCGGCAACAACACGCUGGGAAUGGCACCGCAUGCAUAA